UCUGCUUCUUUCAAUCAUUUAUAAACUGCGUCUUCUGAUGUGAAAUGUGCUGUUAUUCUGGGGUCGGGUAAGGUUUAGUAAGGUGUGAGCAUAGCUGUAUUGCACGCUCGCUCACUCACUCCUGUGCUGUCUGGAAGUUAGUCAGUGGCAUAGAGGUUGAACUCAGUGUGAAGGCUUUUGGCUUCUGUUGUAUUGAAGUCAUUGAGAGAGAGAAAGAGAGAGAGAGAGAGAGGGUGUGAGUAACAGUCGAGAAUCCUGCGUCACUCCCACUGCCCUCCCCUCCCCACACAUUCAAUCAGAAUAAAAAACACUUAAAAAGAAAUCACUAAGAGACACACCAGAAAGUCUUUCCUUUCAAAAAAAAUCCUACACGGCCAACGGGCUGUGCUCAUAGCUAAACACACACGGGCUCAGAGAGCCAGCUUACCGGGUGGCUGGAGUUAACGGCAGACACACAGACACGCAGACAGAGAGGCAGCCAGCGGGGAUAUGGCUCAAGGUUUGGUGCUGGUGACUUUGGGGCUGUCGAUGUUGGGAGCUUCCUCCGGCUCAACAGAAGUGCCGAGCAGGUGUCAGCAUGGUGGGGUCUCACACCAGGACAGGGGAGCACGAUAUCAGUUGAGCCUGGCGGAGGCGGUCACUCUGUGUGACUCACUGGGGAGCUCGCUGGCCAACCUGGGGCAGGUGCAGGCCGCUCAGCGAGCCGGCUUCCAGACCUGCAGGUAUGGUUGGAUUCAGGACGGUUUGGUUGCCAUUUCCCGAGUGACGCCUCACGCCAAUUGUGCAAACAAUUUAACCGGCGUCUACACCUCGGCCCGCGAUUCCUCUCAGAAGUUUGACGCUCUUUGCUUCAAUUACACAGUUUGUGAUUCUGGGAAUCAGCCCACCUCAUCCCCACCGGAUAAUGCAAGGAAGCCCACACGCCCGUCCAGCACAAGUGAAGCCCCCCAGACCUCCGUGCAUGUCGGAGGUGUCAGUCUGCCUCCCACCACAGAAGAUGUCCUGAGAUUGCUAAGCACAAAACAGCCCAGCCCCGAGGCCACGCCUAGACAGGAGGCCACACCCUCCCAUGGGGCCACGCUCAGCCCGGGAGCCACACCCAGCCCCAAGGCCACACUGGGGCCCUUUCUGGAUGCCAGCACUGAUGGUGGAGGAACAGCUGGCGGCUGGCAAACCACAAUGGGCGGCCGGACUGGUUUGGGAACAGAGAGUCAUCCUAGACACGAGUGGACUCGGCAGAGUGUGGGGCAUCAGUGGAGUCUGUACACCAAGGCUUUCAGUUCCUCUCCCACCAUCACCCGGACCCCCAGCCACACCGGGGCCCCCACCCUCACCGAGGCCCCCUCCCUCACCGGGGCCCCCACCCUUACCAAGGCCUCCACUCUCACCAGGGCCUCCACCCUUACUGAGGCCCCCACCCUACCCGGGGUCCCCACCAUCACUGGGGCCCCCAACCUCACCGAGGCCCACACCCUCUCCGGGACCCCUACCCUCACCGGGGCUCCUUCCCUCAUCGGGAUCUCCACCCUCACCGAGGCCUCCACCCUCACUGAGAUCCUUACCGGGGCCCCCACCCUAACUGGGGCCCCUACCCUCACCAAGGCCUCCAACUUCACCGGGGCCCCCACCCUCACCAGGGCCUCCACCCUAACCGGGACCCCCACCCUCACCGUGGCCUCCAACCUCACCGGGGCCCCCACCCUCACCUGGGCCCCCACCCUCACUGAGGCCCCCACCCUCACCGAGGCCUCCACCCUCACUGAGAUCCUCACCGGGGCCACCACCAUCACUGGGGCCCCUACCCUCACUGGGACCCCCACCAACACAGUGAGGCCGCUGAGUACCUCACGCUCGGGCUCAGUGCCACCUCAGAUCGAUACCAGCGCCGGCCGCCGGGAGCCAAUGGCCACCGGGACCGCGGUGACGGAGGCCACAGCCGAUGCCAGCAAUCGACCAGUGUGGGUCAAGGGUUGGAAUGAUACACGCACAGCCCCUGUGACCAUGCCAGAUACACGCACAUCCUCCAUGACCACGCCAGAUACACGCACAGCCCCUGUGACCAUGCCAGAUACACGCACGUCCUCCAUGACCACGCCAGAUACACGCACAGCCCCCGUGACUCCGCCAGAUACACGCACAGCCCCCGUGACUACACAAGAUACAGGCACAUUCUCCAUGAUGUCAGAUACACACACAGCCCUUGCGACGACGUCAGAUACACGUACAUCCUCCAUGACCACGCCAAAUAUACGCACAGCCGCCAUGACCAUGCCAGAUACACGCAUAGCCCCCGUGAUCACACCAGAUACACGGACAGCCUCCGCAACCAUACCAGAUACACGCACAUCCUCAAUUGUACCAAAUCCACGCACAGGCCUCGUGACCACGCCAGCUACAAGCACAGCACCCAUGGCCAUGCCAGAUACACACACGCACACAGCCCCCUUGAACAUACCAGACACACGCACAAACACAGCCUCCGUGACUAUACCAGAUACACGCACACACACAGCCCCUGUGGCCAUGCCAGAUGCACGCACAGCCCCCUUGAACACACCAGACACACGCACACACACAGCCUCCGUGACCAUGCCAGAUGCACGCACAGCCCCCAUGACCACACCAGAUACACACAUGCGCACAGCCCCCUUGAACAUACAAGACACACGCACACACACAGCCUCCGUGACCAUACCAGAUACACGCACACACACAGCCCCUGUGGCCAUGCCAGAUGCACGCACAGCCCCCGUGACCACACCAGAUACACACACACGCACAGCCCCCUUGAACAUACCAGACACACGCACACACACAGCCUCUGUGACCAUACCAGAUACACGCACACACACAGCCCCUGUGACCAUGCCAGAUGCACGCACAGCCCCCGUGACCACACCAGAUACACACAUGCGCACAGCCCCCAUGACCACAGCAGAUACACACACACGCACAGCCUCCUUGAACAUACCAGAUACACUCACACGCAGAGCCCCCAUUACCACGGCAGAUACUCGCACAGCCCCCAUGACCACUACAGAUACACACACACGCACAGUCCGAGGUCACACGCCAGACACACGCGCACACGCACAGACAGCCCCCAGCACCACGCCAGAUACACGCACACGCGGAGCCUCCAUCACCACCGCAGAUGCACGCACAACCCGCGUGACCACUGCAGAUACACAGACAAGGACAGCCCGAGGUCACACGCCAGACACACGCACACGCAACCGCACAGCCCCCAACACCACGCCAGUUACACUCACAACCCCCGUGAAUACGUCAGCCACAAGGACACGGGCAGUCCUGGCCAUGGAUGACCUGAACCAGCUCCCACAGGCCGUGACCCAGAGACCAGCCACAUCCACAGCACCCGGGAGGAAGUCUGGCGAUGGGCACCUGGACCUGAGGAUCAUCGUAACAAUAGCUGUGUGCGUUCUCAUCACGGUGACUGGCUGCCUCGUGUUCUUGUACACCAAAGGACUUUGGUUUGGGAAGAAGAAGAAGCUGGUGAUCUCGGGCUCCGGGGGGAGCCGGGGAGCCUGCGAGGCCCCAGAAGGAGAAGGGGGGCCGGAGCGGGGGUCAGAGCAGGGGCCGGACAACUUAAAGAAAUCGGAAGAAUGGUUUCAGUUGAUGAACGAAGACCAGGUGGACAUCCUGCCUGAGUCCGAGGAGGGCUCGAUGUUAAUGAAUGGCAACGACGUGCCAGAUGCAGCCAACGGCAACAUGAGGUCCACCGUAUAGGGCCCGGACAGGGCGGGGUGGGGCUCCUCCUAGCCGUCUACACGGCUUUCACACCACAGUCACAGCCCCGCCCGCAGAGAAAGCCUGUCCUUGUUGACCUCCAACCUUUAGACAAUCUCCAAGGUCAUUUCCUCUGCCAGCAAUUUGGGGGGUUAUUUGAAUAUUUAAAAGACAUUAGGACAGGGUGUGGCGUGAGGACCUGACGCUGCCCACAGUGAGUGCAACACUGGAUGAAGCUCAAGGUCCAGCCGGCACCUGCCCACCCCUAGUGGCCACCUGUCAUCCAUCAAUCCUGGGAGCAAAACCC
This is a messenger RNA of Callorhinchus milii (elephant shark), 4057 nucleotides long. RefSeq names its product mucin-2-like. Gene Ontology annotation, biological process: cell adhesion; positive regulation of ERK1 and ERK2 cascade; inflammatory response. Gene Ontology annotation, molecular function: hyaluronic acid binding; cytokine receptor activity. Gene Ontology annotation, cellular component: basolateral plasma membrane; macrophage migration inhibitory factor receptor complex; plasma membrane. Bases 490 to 3750 code for a protein of 1086 amino acids. NCBI's taxonomy places the organism in Eukaryota, Metazoa, Chordata, Chondrichthyes, Chimaeriformes, Callorhinchidae. The record is from RefSeq and is a predicted model, not a curated record. The transcript is spliced from 8 exons.